Molecule: messenger RNA, 1389 nt
Organism: Scutellospora calospora
Lineage: Eukaryota; Fungi; Glomeromycota; Glomeromycetes; Diversisporales; Gigasporaceae
Source: the annotation of a GenBank genome assembly
AUGUCAAAAAUUAAAAUUGAUCGUACAAAAGAUGUUCAAAUAGAUGAAGAUGUUAAUUUUGAAUCAUUAAUUACAAAUCAAAAUAUAUUACGUGGAUUAUUAGAAGCAGGUUAUGAUCGUCCUUCACCAAUUCAAUUAAAAGCUUUACCUCCAGGAAAACUUGGUCUUGAUGUUAUAGCUCAAGCAAAAUCGGGAACUGGAAAAACUAUAGUUUUUGGUGUUAUCGCUUUAGAAAUGUUGGAUCUAAAUAAUAAUCGACCUCAGGCAUUAAUUUUAGCACCUACUAGAGAAAUAGCUGUACAAAUAAAAGAAGUCAUUUCCAACAUUGGUCGUUAUAUGAUUGGUUUAGUUUGUCACGCAUUUAUUGGAGGAAUUCCUGUUGAAGAAGAUAUACCAAAACUUAAGAAAUGUCAUAUAGCAAUUGGUUCUCCUGGUCGGAUUGGUCUUUUAUUAAACAAACAAAUGGUAUCUAAAGACAUAAAGUUACUCGUAUUAGAUGAAGCUGAUAAAUUGAUGGAGAGCAAUUUUGUUUUACUAAAAACCCUUGAAAAUUUUGUUUGUAAUCCUUAUUAUAUUAUGAUUUCGGAAGAUACUCCAGCUUUAGAAGGUGUAUUACAAUAUUAUCAAAUAGUAAAUAGUCCAAAUACAGUUAAUAUUACUGAAAGAUUCAAGUUUUAUGAAGAAAAAUUUAAAAUGAUGGUUGAUCUUUUGAGUCGUGUUCCGUUCUAUCAAUGCAUUGUUUUUUUGAAUCAUCGUGGAAGGGCUGUUGAUCUGGCAAAUUAUUUAACAAGUGGAUUGGAUCAACGCAUGCGUCUUGAAACCAUGUCGAAAGCUCGUAAUUUUCAAAUAAGAGUCCUUGUUUGUAGUGAUUUGAUUGCUAGAGGUAUUGACAUUGAAAGAGUAAAUUUGGUAGUAAACAUUGACAUGCCAAAGGAUACUGAAACUUACUUACAUCGUGUUGGUAGAACUGGGCCAAUUAGUUUUGUUGAUAUUAAUGAGCUGGAUUUUAUAGAAUCUUUAAAAACAAAUUAUCAAAUUGAUAUUCAACCUCUUCCCGAUGAAAUUUCAUAUAAGCAUCAUCAAAGACCAUUAACAACUGAAAAUGAUCAAGAAGCAUAUGAAAAUUUGUUAAAUAUGAGAGAAACAAUAAAAACUCAAAUUCCUGAAGCUCCUCCGGUUAUAUUUUCUGAUGACACAAAUUCAAAUAACAGGACGUAUAAUAUCAAUAAUUUGGUUACUUGUGAUAAUAGUAAAUAUUAUUAUGAUAACAAUGUGGUCACUUGUUAUAAUAAUGAAUAUUAUUAUGAUAAUAAUGUGGUCACUUAUGAUACUAAUGAAUAUUAUUACGAUAACAAUGAUGAUUUUAUACCACCUGAUCUUGCAUUUUAA